AUGGGCGGCCAAAUAGAUCAUGAGAUAAAUAGACAAGGUGGUGUACCUUAUGUCCUUCGUUUGAAGCUUGGAUUGAGCCCUGUCCAAUGGUUCUUCACCAUCUUCCUAAUAGCCAUAUGCUUCAACGCCAAACCAUGCACAUGUUCCAGCAGCUCCGACCAGGAUCAGAGGGCAAGGUACACCUGGAACACUACUUUCCAGCAGAUGAACCAGGGCCUUCUGUUCCACCGCGACAACGAAUCGGUCACCUUACAACCAGGCAGCCUGGGCUACUACAUGGGGAAUUCCUCUCAGCUAGGGUUCAACUUGACAGAUCCUGGCUGGUUUGUCAUCCCUAAAUGGUUUGAUCCAUGGAAAAUGAGCAGUGGCGAUGAUAGGAUCGACUUGCAGGAAGCAUCCUUCAGCAUCGUCUUCACGUUGAGCGUAGUAAGCACCACCAUCACUCCCCUGUUAUUUGACAUCCUUCCCAGACUUGAACCCUCACCCACUGACGCUGGGGGUUUUAGACCCUUUAGCUAUAAGCCUGUCAAGAUAGAGGCAUUGGACAGCACAACAUUUCAUUCUGGAAGAACUAUCCGGGUUACAACUGAGUUUCAGCUACCCCAGGAAGACGACCCUAAUCCAGCAAGAUAUAGCGUGCGCAUCAAUUACGACCAUGAUGCGCAUAACCUCUCUGUCUACCUAGUUCAUGAUGCAGACGCAGGAACAGAUGUGCCUACUGCCGCUGCCACCAUGCAGCUCGAUGCUGGAGACUCCCUGACUCCAGAUGCCUUACUCUUCGCCAUUUCAUCCUCCAUGGGACAGCUCUUGCAGCUCCACACCUGGAACUUCACCAUAGAUGUCCCGGUGACUGAACAGUCACAAGGGCCUAAUACUGCCACCAUAGUGUCUUCUGUUGUCGGAUCAGCAGCUGCUACAGCCGCUAUUGCUGCCGUUGUGUACUUCUACUUGAACUCCAAGUACAGGAGGUGGAAGAAAGACCUUGACAAGCUCGCCAAGACCAUGCAGAGCCUCCCCGGUGUGCCUAUGCAGGUUGACUUUGCUGACAUAAAAAAGGCCACCAACAACUUCCACGAGACCAUGAGGCUAGGCCAAGGCGGAUUCGGCACAGUUUACAGGUGCAAACUUCCUGCACCAAAGAAGGGAGAGCUCAUAGAGGUUGCCGUCAAGAAGUUCACUCGGGCUGAUAACCGGGGAUAUGAAGACUUCCUUGCCGAGGUUAGCAUCAUCAACCGCCUCCGUCACAAAAAUAUCGUUCCUCUCGUCGGAUGGUCUUACAAUAAAGGAGAGCCCAUUCUUAUCUAUGAGUACAUGCCCAAUGGUAGCCUGGACCAACAUCUGUUCCGUAGAAGCGGUGAUGAGCAACGGCAAGCUAUUUGUAUGAGUCAGUGGGGCACUCGCUACAACCUGGUCAAGGAUAUCGCGACUGGGUUACAGUAUGUUCACCAUGAGUACGAGCCUAUGGUGCUCCACCGUGACAUCAAGGCGAGCAACAUCAUGAUCGAUUUCAACUUUCAAGGACGGCUUGGAGACUUUGGCCUCGCCUGCAUAUUGGCCAAUGGCAAGGACUCCUACACUGACUAUGGCGCCCCUGGAACCCUUGGCUUCAGGGCGCCUGAGUAUGUGUACAACGGCAAGGCCACUAGGAAGACAGACAUCUUUGCCUUUGGAGUGCUUGUCCUUGAGAUUGUUACAGGAAAGAGGGCAGUUGGCAAAGAUGUGCAGUUUGGACAUGUUACAGACUGGGUCUGGAAACUUCAUGCGGAGGGCAACCUACUUGCUGCUGUUGAUGUUGUGCUCACCGCCACCAGUGAGUUCGAUGCCGAUGAGGCCAUACAGCUACUGCAGCUUGGCAUGGCGUGCAGUAGCCCGAACCCAUCUGAUCGGCCAAGCAUGACGGAUGCGGUGCAGAUCAUCAGCAAGUCAGUGCCGCCACCAGACAUACCUCUUUCCAAGCCACCGCUCGUGUGGCCACCAGAAGGGUGGGGGAACCCGUCAUCGACCUCCGAUUAUAGCACGUUGUCCACUAGUAACUUCAACACCACCUCGACAUUCAUGGUUGAGAUGACGGCGGGCACAGAACACACCUCCUGAACAUGAAGUCAUGAACAUGGUGGAUUCACCAGUUAUCCCAGAAGGAAGAUCUUCGCAGGAGCCCGUCUCUGUCCAUCACUCUGAACAUGCCUUGAUCCACAGCUGAGCUCUACUGACGAAACCACAAUGCAUGUGCUGAUGUGCAUAUGUUCUCCUUCGUGUUGUACUGGGGUGCAACUUUUUCUAGAUAUAUUUGUAUUCUUUGUUGGUACCACAGUUCACUAGCUACUAAUUAGUAUGUAGAUAGUAAUACAGUCAUGGUAUGUACCAAUAAUCUGUUUAGUUAAUUAGUACUAUACGUAGAUAGUAGUAGAGUCAUCGUAUAUACAAAUAAUCUGCUUAGGGGGUGUUUAGUUCCCAUUUUUUCCCAAAAAAAAUUGGGUUUUGAUCUAUCAUUUUGCAAAUGGAACUAAACACCAUGCAAA
This is a messenger RNA of Sorghum bicolor (sorghum), 2519 nucleotides long. RefSeq names its product L-type lectin-domain containing receptor kinase IX.1. The transcript has 2 exons. Gene Ontology annotation, cellular component: plasma membrane. Gene Ontology annotation, biological process: protein phosphorylation. Gene Ontology annotation, molecular function: ATP binding; protein kinase activity. Lineage: Eukaryota; Viridiplantae; Streptophyta; Magnoliopsida; Poales; Poaceae. Bases 1 to 2094 code for a protein of 697 amino acids. The record is from RefSeq and is a predicted model, not a curated record.